Molecule: messenger RNA, 618 nt
Organism: Rhipicephalus sanguineus (brown dog tick)
Lineage: Eukaryota; Metazoa; Arthropoda; Arachnida; Ixodida; Ixodidae
Exons: 3
Coding region: 1-618 (205 amino acids)
Source: RefSeq, a predicted model, not a curated record
AUGGACGAGGAGAUCACCGAGAAAGAGGCCGAAGACUCCCAGGACGGCGAAAGAGAGUGCAACGGCGGAAACCUCGAGGUAGCUUGUCACUACAUGGCACCGAAGGCGGACAAGGAGAUUGACGCCGAAGGAGACCAGCAAACUGACGACAAGCUGGGCGCUGGUUUCGUGCUGGUGGAUUUCCGGGACGACGACGAUGGCGUCGAGGAGUCCCGGCAUGAUAAAGCUGCGGUCGUGAAGGAAGACAAGACGAGGAAUAAGAGGAGGAAACAGAAGCAAAACGAACAAAGGGACAAACGGUCAGGUGGGACGGACGCGUCGGGCGAGGAGAGGGAGCCGAAGAAGCGAACGGUCGACGGAGGGAACGAAGACGAUAAGGACGACGCGAACGCCCGCGAGGCCGACCGUGAAAGUGACGACACCGACAACGACAAUGACAGGGACACUGACAACGACAAUUAUAAAGACACCGAGAAAAAGGACGCACAUGGCGGCGACAAUGAGUCUGACGCUGAGAAGAAGAGGGACGGGGACAAUGAGCCCAAGAAACGGAGGUCCCCAGCAUUUAACGACUACCACGUGGAGGACGGGCCGCCACCCCGACGUGAAUGGUCCUAG